UUGGGGGUGGUGUCAUUCUCCUUCAAGUUUCAAACUUUCUUCAGUUUUCGACUUCUCUCUCUCAAUCAAGACAUACACCCCCAGCCCCCACGCAGACGUAUAUAGGAAUAUAUUUAUAGAAGUAAACAUUUAUAUAGGUCCAACCCGACUGUCUCUGCAACAACUAAUGGCGGGUCUGCACUCUUCGUCAAGACCCACCUCCUCCUCUGCAUCUUCUUCUCAGGUGCUCACUUCAAGAGUCCUAUUGCUUCUCACGCUCCUUCUAUUGUCGCUCGCUUGCUUCGCAUUUAUCUUGCAAUGGCGGGGCGGGUUGACCGACCCGGUCUCCCGAUGGUCGCCAGAUACGGACGGGUUCCCCGGUAUGCGUUCCAUUGGCACCGGCACGGGCUCCGCGAUGCAGAAUUCUGGUUCCGGAUGUAUUGAUCUUCUGGGUCGGAGCCGCUCGCCGGCUUUCCCGUAUUUCAAGGAGUGGAAGUUCGGGUUCGGGUCGGAUCUGAAGCCUAAGAUAUGCAUCACAACAAGCACUUCGGCAGGUUUGGAGCAGACUUUACCUUGGAUUUUCUAUCACAAAGUUAUGGGAGUUUCAAAUUUUUUUCUUUUUGUGGAGGGAAAGGCUGCCUCUCCUAAUGUAUCUAAAAUCUUAGAAACCAUUCCGGGGGUGAAAGUAAUAUACAGAACUAGAGAAUUAGAGGAAAAACAAGCUAAAAGCCGGAUAUGGAAUGAGACCUGGCUGGCAAGCUUCUUCUACAAACCCUGUAACUAUGAAUUGUUUGUAAAGCAAUCCCUCAAUAUGGAGAUGGCAAUCAUCAUGGCACGGGAUGCUGGCAUGGAUUGGAUUAUCCAUCUUGAUACUGAUGAACUUUUACAUCCAGCGGGUGCUCGUGAGUACUCUUUGAGACAAUUGUUAUCAGAUGUGCCCGGGAAUGUUGAUAUGGUUAUCUUUCCGAAUUAUGAGAGUAGUGUUGAGCGGGAUGAUAUCAAGGAACCUUUCAGUGAGGUUUCGAUGUUCAAGAAGAACUAUGACCACCUUCCAAAAGAUGUAUACUUUGGAAAUUACAGAGAGGCAACGCGCGGUAAUCCAAACUACUUUCUGACAUAUGGAAAUGGAAAGUCUGCUGCUCGUAUACAGGAUCAUCUUCGUCCUAAUGGUGCACAUAGGUGGCACAACUAUAUGAAGACCCCAAAUGAGAUCAAAUUGGAUGAGGCAGCAGUGCUACAUUACACAUACCCAAAAUUCUCUGAUUUGACUUCAAGACGCGAUAGGUGUGGAUGCAAGCCAACAAAGGAAGAUGUAAAAAGAUGUUUUAUGUUGGAAUUUGACAGAUCUGCAUUCAUUAUUGCUUCAACUGCAACUGAGGAGGAAAUGCUUCGCUGGUACCGUGAAUACGUUGUGUGGACAGACAAAAAACUGAACCUAAAGCUUCUAAGAAAAGGCAUCUUGACUCACAUUUAUGCUCCCAUGGCCAUUGUUCAAGGACUGAGGGAGUCUGGAGUUUUCAGCUCUGUAAUUGAAUCAGCAAUGGCAACUCUUUCAAAGGAAAAGUUCUUAUCUUCAGUUGAAAGUAAUAAUUCUUCAAGAGCGGCUGGAUCCCGAGAGAGAUCUUCCAGGAAGAUAGGUGAUAUUGAAUUUUCACAUGCUACUGCACGCAGGGUCUUGCAGACUGAGGAUAGUUUUAAUGCUGAUGCUUCGGCAGUCCCACCACUUUCUCCUCCUAGUGCAGAUGACUUUCAGUUCAAUGUGCAACAACCAUACCACCUUUCACAGUGAUCCUUGCUCUUGCCAUUCAUUUUUUCCCUUUUACAAGGGAUUUGAAAGCAUACCAGAAAACUUGAGAAAGAGAGCAGGUUUGGCUGAUGUAAAGGUGCAUUUUUUCCGGUUUCAUGGAGGUUCUUCCCGAUCGUUACCCAAGCGCUUUUGUACAUUUUAGGUUAUAGGUUCCGGAGAGGGAGAGCGAGGUCUCGGACGGGAUUGUCGCCACUGUUGCAAUGAGAAUGAGUUCUCUCAUUCCAUUGUAAUAUUUGGUAUUGGUAUCAGGGAGCUUUUCUUCAGUUUUAGAUUCUUUAUAAAAAUUAGGAAUCAAGACCAAAAUUAGUAUAAGAAUUUGAUGACAAUUUGUUUGACUAUAUGUAUAAAUUGAAGAAAAAUUGCAUGAUUUAACAGUUUUUGGCCCUUCGAA
Tripterygium wilfordii is the source of this 2177-nucleotide messenger RNA. Its product is annotated as glycosyltransferase-like At2g41451. Gene Ontology annotation, biological process: cellulose biosynthetic process; response to abscisic acid. Lineage: Eukaryota; Viridiplantae; Streptophyta; Magnoliopsida; Celastrales; Celastraceae. The record is from RefSeq and is a predicted model, not a curated record. The coding region runs from base 167 to 1768 and encodes 533 amino acids. The transcript has 11 exons.